Messenger RNA from Papaver somniferum (opium poppy), 405 nucleotides. RefSeq names its product B3 domain-containing protein At3g19184-like. Bases 1 to 405 code for a protein of 134 amino acids. The record is from RefSeq and is a predicted model, not a curated record. Lineage: Eukaryota; Viridiplantae; Streptophyta; Magnoliopsida; Ranunculales; Papaveraceae. Gene Ontology annotation, molecular function: DNA binding. The transcript has 6 exons.
AUGAAGAGAAAACAAGGAAAUCCAACCCGUUCAUCAGCCAUGGUAGGGGAUAGUCCUAAGGAAAACAAUGCAAGCUGCAGCCAAAACAGAUUAAUGACUGCAGCAGACAAAGCUGAAGAGAUUCGAGCGAGUUUGGAUCCCGAAUUCCUAAGUGUUGUUAAACUUAUGAUACGUUCAAGUGUUUCUGGGGGUUUUUGGCUGGGACUUCCCAGGAUAUUUUGUUCUUCGAGUCUGCCAAAGAAGGAUACCAAGUUUACCUUGGUGGAUGAGGAUGGAGAAGCAUAUACUGCAAAAUACCUUCCUCAGAGUUCAUUGACUGUGGUUUACAUAGUAAGGGCACAUACUUCGGCUGAAGCUGGUGAUCAUGGUAUUUUCUCUGGAACUUCCUAUUAUAUGCUUGUUUAG